AUGGCCGAGGUCAUGUCCACGCGCACAGAGGGCUCGCCCUUCCAUAACAUGCCAACCCGCUCCCCUUCUUCGACCAACCUGAAUCUCGACGCCUUCUCCCUUCCCCGCAGGAACCAGUACUCGCUGCCAGACCUGCGCUCGCCCUCGCUGAGCUCAUCCCGCACAUCGUCGUCGCUGCGUUCCACGCCCUCAAGCAGCCUCUCCCUGAACACCAAGUCAGAUGACUCAAGCAGCGAGGACGAAGAGCUGGCCUUCCCGCAAUACAGUACCGCAGGGCAAUACAAAAAGACGGUCGAUACAGUGGUCAUACCGCCUCCAAUUGCCAAGCAGGAACAUGCCCUCACACUGGCUUUGCCCCCGUCCUCGCCUACGGACGGCCAUUCUUCCAACACCCCCUUAUCCACCCCAGACCCGCUGCAAGUAUCAGAGGACGACACAGCAGUGCGAAAAGAACCAUCACAUCACGUAGACUACCUCUCGUACGACUGGAGGGAGGAAGACAUCUGGUCGUCGUGGCGGCACAUUGUGGAACACCGGAACGUAUAUGGCGAGCGAUCGAGGCUCGAGAAUGCUAGCUGGAGAACAUGGGCCAAGGCUCAGUUUAAGCUAAAAACAGUCUCGCCCGAAACAUUGAAUUGGCUCAAAGAUGUGGAUGUGACUUGGCUGUAUGGACCUAUGCAACCCGCAUCCAAUCGAUUCUGCUCACAACAGAACUCGGGAACCGCCAGUCGGUUGUCGAAGAGCAGCUCUUUUGUCAAUGGCGUCAAGAAGCCAAUUCUCAAGAAACGCAGCAUGUCCGAAGCCAUGCUGCAGAGGUCUAUAUCCACCUCAUCGUUGAUUCAACAGGCGGCAGAGUCGGUGCAAUCGCAACAGAGAAUCGGCGCCACCCUAGAGCGAAGGAAACCCCGAAUGAUUAUCCCUGGACCGACAUUUGACUUCCCAACAUCCUCGACAAUGUCACGGACAUUGAGUCGAGAGCCUACUGACUACUUCUCUUCGCAACCAACCUCUGGACUAGAAACGCCGGAUCAGGGCGAAAAGAAGCAUAUUCGUUUCGACGACAAUGUCGAACAAUGCAUCGCUGUCGAAUGCAAGGAUGCGGAUGACGAGGAGGAGGAUCUCAACCACAACCCCUGGGCAAAGCACGACGAGGAUUCAUCGUCUGACGAGGGCGUGGUCAUGAUGAAGCGUGCACGUAAGAGGCGUCCCUUGUCGCGGACAAGCUCGAAAAUCAGCGUCACUGGCGACAACAAGACUAUCGCCAAACUCCCCUCGACUACUUUAAAAUAUAAAACAGACUCGCCAGACGUGACUGAACAGCCACAGUCUCAUUCUCUAGGGUUUUGGCGCUCGAGUCGGUUAUCACCCUCGCCGUCGCAGGAGACGCUGAAGCCCUCGAGCCCUUCAAGAAACUUCCUACUCUCCGAUUGCGACGAUGAUGACGACGAUGAUGAGAAAGAUGACUACUUCAACCCCUCUGGGAUAUACGAUGUAAAGCGACCCAUCACCCCAACGGCCUCGGAUCCUCACUCACAGCGAUCCGACCACCUGCUCACAACAGGGGAGGAAGCUGGCGGACUACGAAGAACAGCGUCCGGUAUGUUCAUGCCAUUUGAAGAAAACGAAGACGAGCUCCAACCGCCUGGGAUCAUGGGACGAGUAGUGGACACGGUCAAUACUGCACGGGACAUAGCACAUGUGAUAUGGAAUGUUGGUUGGCGAAACUAG
Dothidotthia symphoricarpi CBS 119687 is the source of this 1728-nucleotide messenger RNA. RefSeq lists its product as uncharacterized. Bases 1 to 1728 code for a protein of 575 amino acids. NCBI's taxonomy places the organism in Eukaryota, Fungi, Ascomycota, Dothideomycetes, Pleosporales, Dothidotthiaceae. The record is from RefSeq and is a predicted model, not a curated record. The transcript is spliced from 2 exons. Gene Ontology annotation, biological process: cellular response to glucose starvation; protein catabolic process in the vacuole.